GACACGAAGCUUUACCGUGUUUAUCCUUUAAAUAUCAUUACAUAUCAAAUUUUAGAUUGGCUCAGCAAUCGUACAGUUUAUCGACAACAACGUAGUUAGUUGUCUCUCGCGUUCUCCGCUUCAUUGUGAAGUGGCCAUGUGUACAUGUGGCAUUUAAACAAGCAAGCCAUCAAGCCAUAGAUGUCGUCACUAUGGUUACAGAGAACUAUGAACUUAAUUUUGGCCCCUUUUAUUUUUUAUAUUUUUCAAGACUGCAUGAUUAUACGAUUAUAAUUUUGAGUACCGGAUAAUUAUAAUUCUACAAUUUCAUUUAAAUGACGAACGAACACAAAGCACUACAUUAACCAUCAGGCUUUGCAGGGGCGUGGUUUUCUUGUUGCCUGGCAACGCCUCCAAACUAAAACGGACUUGGGCAGUCAGAAAAUUACAACGCCAAAUUUAGAAGCGGACAUGAAAUAUAAGUCAAAGUAAAAACGUAAAAACGUUUCGAUUAAAAAAACGGAGCAGCAGUUUUAACAACUGAAAUGUCGGAAGAAAACAUAACUUCUGUUGGUGAACAGACUGAGAGCACACAGACAGCUUCACAGGAAAACACUGAAGUGAUGCAGCAGGAGGCUGAAGAAGAAUCAAGAAAGCAGCCCUCUGCGUACUACAAGUAUGAGGAACUUCACUCCAGAGCGUUCAUCACACCCGAUUCUGAAAUCCCAGAGAACCUCCUGCACCUCUGUCACUCCUUUGGCUACGACAGCCGUCGCAGGGGGAACCUGCAGCUGCUGGAUGACAGAACUCUGAUCUUUAUAGCAGGUAACAUGCUCGUCCUGCUGGAUGUUUCCACCAAGGAGCAGAGAUACCUCCGCUCCUGCAGCGGAGGAGGAAUCGGCUCCAUCGCGGCACAUCCUACCAAGGAGUGCUUUGCUGUGGCAGAGAAGGGAAACCAGCCCAACAUCAUUGUAUAUGAAUAUCCCUCAUUACGACCGUUCUGCAUCCUCAGAGGCGGUACAGAGAGGGCGUACAGUUUUGUAGACUUUAACCAUGACGGGAGUCUGUUGGCCAGCGUGGGGAGUGCCCCCGACUACAUGCUGACGCUGUGGGAUUGGAGGCGUGAGGAGGUGGUGCUGAGCUGCACGGCCAUUUCUCAGGAGGUCUACAGAGUCAGCUUCUCUCCAUACAACCCGGGACUGCUCACGUCAUCGGGAUCUGGACACAUCAAGUUCUGGAAAAUGGCCAGUACAUUCACAGGUCUUAAAUUGCAAGGGCUUAUGGGAUAUUUUGGGGAAACUGCAGCGACUGAUAUCGAGGGCUACGUGGAACUUCCUGAUGGAAAGGUGGUUUCCGGCUCAGGCUGGGGCAACUUGCUGCUGUGGGAAGGGAACGCCAUCAAGGUGGAGAUUUGUCGUGAGGGGGGCCGGAACUGCCACGCUGGGAUGGUCCAGCCGUUUGCCCUGGAAGACGGAACGCUGAUGACGAUUGGCUAUGAUGGAGCGGUCCGGGUCUGGGACUUCGACACUAUCGACACUGCUGACAGCACCAGCGACAGCAGCAGGUUUGAGCUGGAGCCCAUAAAUGAGAUGGUGCUGGGACACAACGUCUGCCUCUCCUCUGUGGUGAAGAGCUCCCUGCAUGACUCCAUCUGUUUUGCUCAGGAUACCAGCGGAGCCAUCUGGAAACUGGAUCUUUCAUUCAAAAACAGGAAUCCUGAUCCAGAGUGCCUGUUUACCUUCCACGCCGGGGCCAUCCAGGGCCUGGACGUGUCCAGGAAGUCCCACCUGAUGGCCACAACCGCUCUAGACCGUUCAGUGAAAGUUUUCGACUUCCUGGCAAAGAGAGAGCUUACCUCCAGUUGCUUCAGUCAGGGUGGAACUACGCUCAGCUGGGCUCCACCUUUGGUGAACCAAAGUGGAAGUUUGCUGGUGACAGGCUUUGAGGACGGGGUGGUGCGGUUACUGGAGCUGUACGACCCUCAGAGGCUGAACGUGGUCGCCGGGCGCAUCUCCAAAGGAGACGGCAAGCUGCGCCUCAAACAGGCCUUCAAACCACACAUUUCCCCUGUAACUGCUGUUGCAUAUGAGCGAAAUGGGGAGAUCUUAGCCACGGGGAGCUCCGACAGCACUGUGUUCUUCUUCACUGUCGGAGAAAAAUACAACCCCAUCGGCUUUGUCCGCGUACCCGGGCCGGUGCAGGCGCUGGAGUGGUCGCCUCACUCUCACAGGGAAAACAGGCUGCUCAUCCUGUGUCAGAGCGGUCAUGUAGUUGAGGUGCACAGUCCUGAUCCAGAGGCCCAGAGGCCCAACAAAACCUUCCAGCUGCCUGAACUGACCAGCAGAUCUUUCAGGUUCAGGAGCAUCAAAUCUCAAAUCAAGAGAGACGAGGAAAUCGCAAGACGUCAAGCCGUAAAGGAGAAGAGGAAGAAGGAAAGAGAAGAGCGGUUGAAAGAAUCAACGCAGCACGACUUAGAGCCAGAAGAAGAAGAGGAGGAGGAAGAGGAAGAGUUGCCCUCUGUCUACAUCCCCAAGCCGCCAAGUCCUCUCUACUGUGGCUUCUACUCACAGCCUGGCCAGUUCUGGCUCUCCAUGGGUGGCUUUGACUCAGGUUUCCUGUAUCACUGUAAGUUCUCUGAGAAGCAGGACCAGGAUCCAGUCCAGCGGCAGGAUGAGCCCUUUGACUUCCUGACUGUCCACAACGCAGACGCCGACCCCAUUCGCUCCUUCACCUUCAGCUACAACAGGCAGCUGCUGCUCUGCGGCAUGCACUCAGGCUUCAUCAGGGUUUACCCUCUGCAGCCCGGCGACCACAGCCUCGCCUCCAUGCAGGCUUACUGGGCUCUCAGUGUCCACGACUGCCAGUACGGACACCUGCGGCACAUUCGCUGUAGCCAUGACGACAACUUUGUGCUGACGGCGGGAGAUGACGGGAACAUCUUCUCCUUCAGCCUGCUCCCUCCAGAGGAGCUGCAGAAAGGCCUGCAGAGAAAGGAGGCCACGGUUCCUUCACCCAGGGUGAGUCUUGAAAAUGAGGCGUUGGCCCUGGACAUUGACGACCCAGCAGCCUACAGCAUAGAGACUGCUAAACAGAAGCUGGAGAAGGACCGUCUGCGGCAAGAGGCCGAGCUGAAAAUUGCGGCGAAGCGGAAGAAGCUGGCUGAGCUCCAGGAGAAGUUUAAACAGGUGCUGAUCACCAACCAGAGCCUGCCGGAGCAUGUUCGUCUGUCGCCUGCGGAGCUGCAGCUGGACCCACGUUUCAGUGAGCAGGCAGAGAGGGAGAAGGCCCGGCGGGUGAGAGAAGUCAGAAAGCAGAUGGCCUGGGAGGAGGAGCGCUGCAGCAUAGCACUCAGCAAAGUGCAGGACUGGUUCAAGAGUUUGGGGGGCUUCGUGGUCACUGUGGUCGCCAUCGGCACCGACCACAGAGUCUCCACCUACCGUCUGCCGACACUCGCCGACACUUCGACCCAGCUCAGACAUCAGAGGACACCUGACGGAGCCGCUGCACCAGAACGCAGAAAAUCCAGAGCUGAGCCUGCAAAAGAAAGCAGCAUAUUGGACGAGGAGGAGGUGCUACGGCCCCUGGCGGCUCAUCCAGCAGGGAUAAAGCUGAGCGAUCGGCAGGUCGAGAGGCUCCGAAAGGCUGCGGAGAAAGCUGAACAAGCUCAAGCAAAGAUAGAGAAGAAGAAGCAGAAAUGGGCACAACUUUACGCAGAGAAGCCAGACGAGAACUACGAGGAUCCGCAGGAUGUGCAGGCCAUCCGCCAAGCCAAAGAGAACAUCGGAGAGUUAAAGCUGAAGUCAUCGAGUCAAGACUUCACGCUGACACCGAAACACCUGUGGAUGAACACUGAGAGGAAGAGAGCAGAGCUGAUAGGCCUGGAGAAAGAUAUCCGUGAGAAGCAGGUGGAGAUGAAUGGACGGAUCGUGGCGUUGCGGGACUCCAAGGUCCGCCUGGUGUCUCAGUUGCACACUCAGGCUCAGCAGGUCCUGAAGGUCCAACAGCAUCUGCAGGUCAAUCUCCACCGCCCUCUACCAGCCCUGCCGGUCACACUACCAGAGGAAACCCCAGAGAAAAAGCUGUGUUACAGCCGCGCUACCCUGGAGCGAUACCGGCGUCUGAGGGAACAGAGGUACAGGAGCCAGGAGCAGGAGGGAGUUACAAGUUUAUUAGAGCAGCUGGAGAAGGAGAUGGAAGGAGAGGAGGGGACGGAGGAAGAAGAAGGAGAGGAGAGAGAAGAGGAAGGGACAGCAGUGGAGGAAGGAGCAGAGCUGAGUGACCUGGAGGAGGAGCUCCGGAGGGAGGAGGAGAUCAGACUGCUGCAUGAGCAGGACUCUCUGCUGGAGCAGAUGGAGAGUUCGGUGUGUCAGUUUGACGCCGAGCUCCUGCUGCUGCGUCACCAGAAGCUGCGUCUGGACUGCCAGCUGAAGAUGGCGGACCUCAGUCAGCUGACGCUCUACCAGGAGCUGCUCAUCCUCAAGGAGUUCGAGAGCAGGGAGGACAGCCUGCAUGAGAAGCUCAACACACGCAUUAAGGAGGAGAUCAGCAUCACGUCUAAGCUGGAGGAGUGUAAUGAACAGCAGGAACUGAAACGUGGAGAGACAGCCAAGCUUCAGGAGAGGGCGAGGGCUCUGAUUGCCGCCUUCAACGCCUCGCUGGGCGAAGACAACAAGUUUGAAGAGUUUCUGACCAAAGUUUUCAUGAAGAAUAUCAAACGUGUGAAGAAGCAGCAGACGGGAAAUGAAGAAGAAGAGGACAGUGAUGAAGACUCUGAGGAAGAUGAUGAUGAUUAUGACUAUGACAGCGGCUCGGAGGAGGGAGGAGUUGCUUUGGACAGCAGUGUUUGCCCUCGAGGCUGUGAGUUACAGUUGUUUGAGAACACACUGCAGCUGCGUGAGCGUCGGCUGGACCUUAAGGAACUGCUGGAGGAGGAGAAGAAGAGUGCUGAUGCUCUGAAGAAGGAGCGCGACACCCUCGCCAAGAAGGAGGAAUCGGUGAAGAGCAGUCGGAAGGCAGCAGAGGACGAAUUGGAAUUUGUCAACAGGGAGAAACAGCAGAAAAUGAACGAUCUGGAUGUGGUGGUUCCUCUCAGACUGCACCAGAUUGAGUUUGUUAUUGACGGCUCGAUGCCGUCCGACCUGAGCUCAGCGUUGUUGCUGGACAAGAAGGAGCUGAACAGGCUGCAGGAGCACAUCGAGCAGUUGCAUGCGGAGAAGAGCCAGCAGAGAGAUCUGUGGAAUGAUGCACGCAAGGAGUACGUCGGGCUCAUCCAUGACCGCAAGAAAAUGAAAGCCCACAUCCUGGUGCUGGAGAAGCAGUGCAACGAGCUGAUGAUGAGGAGGUUUGGGAGGCUGGUGGAUGUGGACGUUCUGCAGACGCUGUCAGGGAACAGGAAGCUGGAGGAGCUCAGGCAGGAAAAACUCCUCCGAGAAGCUGCACACGCCAAGGAAAUCAAACAGUGGGAUGUGAAGGUAGACAAGGCGCGUCAGGCUCUGAUGGAGGUGACCAAGUAUAACUCAGAGAUUCUCCUCCGCAAGACGAGCCUCUUAGACCAGACAAGAGAACUGGACCAUAAACUCAACGCUAGGCAGAAGAAAAAGGGCAGAGAGUUCCAGGACCACAGGAGUCGUGUGGACCAAGAGGAGAUUUGGAAGCUCCAGGAGCUGAUAAAAACACAAUCGCAGCAGGCUGAGGCUCUCAGGAGAGAGAUCGGUCUCCUGUCUCGUAAAGGAGGCCACGUCCUGCCCCCCGUCCAGGCCCCGCUGCCCCCUGUCAAGGCUCUGCUGCCCCCUGUCAAGGCCCUUCUGCCCCCCGUCAAGGCCCGGCUGCCCCUACUCGGCCACUUGCCCAACACCACAGGACGCACCCACGACAGCAAACAAAGACCAGGGCUUCCAUUCAGACAGCUUAAAGCACAACACUCAGCCAGCAGACCGGGAGCUAACUGACAGAGCGCUCUGCUUACUUAGAGAACCUUCUUGAAUUGAUGAGUUGUUAAUCUUAAGAUUAAGGAGUCUCUGUCUGGAUGUCUGUCCUUCAAUUUUCUCGACAGCCGUUGAUACGAUUGACUUUACACUUGGUGUGUGUAUUGCUGUGAAGUACAGUGUGGAGUGUGAGCUCGAGCUCUAUGGGACAUAUAUCUUAGUAGUGUGUUAUCUCCACACCGUGUAGUGUGUUGAGAGGAGACCCCUAUUAACUGUUACACCGCCGAAGGGCACAGCUCGCUCUGAUGGUUGCUGCAAUAUUAAAGGUAUAAUAUGUAACAUUUCAGCAUUAAAUUGUCUAAAAACAGCUACACCUGUUA
Messenger RNA from Cottoperca gobio, 6283 nucleotides. RefSeq names its product cilia and flagella associated protein 44 (gene cfap44). Bases 525 to 5927 code for a protein of 1800 amino acids. The transcript is spliced from 35 exons. Lineage: Eukaryota; Metazoa; Chordata; Actinopteri; Perciformes; Bovichtidae. Gene Ontology annotation, molecular function: protein binding. The record is from RefSeq and is a predicted model, not a curated record.